Molecule: messenger RNA, 786 nt
Organism: Vicia faba (fava bean)
Lineage: Eukaryota; Viridiplantae; Streptophyta; Magnoliopsida; Fabales; Fabaceae
Source: the annotation of a GenBank genome assembly
AUGAGCUUCCUUCAAAAUGGCUUCUGCUUCCCCAGUGAAUGUCUUGGUAGAAGGGCUAUUCCUAAAGGGUUGGCAAAUCAAUGGGAUCAGGGAUACUUCCAGCAAGAAAUAUAUCGAAGAGUUGGUGCUGGGCUAGUCAAAAAUCAAAGUUUAUCAGAAGCUUGGUCUAAAAUUCCUGAAAAAUUAGCUUUUUAUGAUUACAUCGGUAAUAAUCCGGCAAAAGGGGGUUUGUUUAGAGCGGGCUCAAUGGACAAUGGAGAUGGAAUAGCGGUUGGUUGGUUAGGGCAUCCUAUCUUUAGAGACAAAGAGGGGCGUGAACUUUUUGUACGUCGUAUGCCUACUUUUUUUGAAACAUUUCCGGUUGUUUUGGUAGACGGAGACGGAAUUGUUAGAGCGGAUGUUCCUUUUCGAAGGGCAGAAUCAAAGUAUAGUGUCGAACAAGUCGGUGUAAUUGUUGAAUUCUAUGGUGGUGAACUCAAUGGAGUCAGUUAUAGUGAUCCUGCUACUGUGAAAAAAUAUGCUCGACGUGCUCAAUUGGGUGAAAUUUUUGAAUUAGAUCGUGCUACUUUAAAAUCAGAUGGUGUUUUUCGUAGCAGUCCAAGGGGUUGGUUUACUUUUGGACAUGCUUCGUUUGCUCUGCUCUUCUUUUUCGGGCACAUUUGGCAUGGUGCUAGAACCUUGUUCAGAGAUGUUUUUGCUGGUAUUGAUCCAGAUUUGGAUGCGCAAGUAGAAUUUGGAGCAUUCCAAAAACUUGGAGAUCCAACUACAAAAAAACAGGGAGUCUGA